Messenger RNA from Brassica napus (rape), 882 nucleotides. Its product is annotated as LRR receptor-like serine/threonine-protein kinase RGI2. Gene Ontology annotation, molecular function: protein kinase activity; ATP binding. The transcript has 2 exons. The coding region runs from base 1 to 882 and encodes 293 amino acids. Gene Ontology annotation, biological process: protein phosphorylation. Lineage: Eukaryota; Viridiplantae; Streptophyta; Magnoliopsida; Brassicales; Brassicaceae. The record is from RefSeq and is a predicted model, not a curated record.
AUGUUAGCGGUUUUAAGGGUUAGGCAAUUCACUCCGUUUCAGAAACUCAACUUCACGGUUGAACAUGUACUCAAGUGUUUGGUAGAAAGUAAUGUUAUAGGUAAAGGUUGCUCUCGAGUAGUGUACAGAGCAGAAAUGCCUAACCAAGAAGUCAUCGCAGUGAAAAAGCUCUGGCCAGUGACAUCAACAGUUACUAAGACAUCAGGAGUUCCAGACUCAUUCUCAGCUGAAUUCAAGACACUUGGUUCUAUCAGACACAAGAACAUAGUCAGGUUCUUGGGAUGUUGUUGGAACAAGAACACGAGACUUCUUAUGUAUGAUUAUAUGUCGAAUGGGAAUUUGGAAAGUUUGCUGCACGAGAGGAGUGGUGAAUGUAGCUUAGGAUGGGAGGUUAGGUACAGGAUUAUACUUGUUGAAGCUCAGGGUCUGGCUUACUUACAUCAUGACUGUGUUCCUCCCAUUGUUCAUAGAGACAUCAAGGCUAAUAAUAUUCUGAUUGGUCCUGAUUUGGAGCCUUAUAUUGGAGAUUUUGUUCUUGCUAAGCUUGUUGACGAUGGAGACUUUGCUCGUUCUUCCAAAAACAUUGCUGGUUCCUAUGGUUAUAUAACUCCAGUGCCUGAAGACAGGCCCACAAUGAGAGAUGUGGCUGCUAUGCUUAGUGAGAUACGUCAAGAAAGAGAGGAGUCAACGAAAGGUGUUGAGAAUAAUGGUUGCUCGGGAAGCUGUAACAACAAUGGAGGAGAACGAAUAUAUGAUUCUUCACCUUCCUCUGCUGUGCAGCAAACGGCUAAGUAUUUGAGAAACAGUAGUAAGAGUUUCUCUGCGUCUGUCUUUGAUGUACUCUUCUUUCUACUACUACUUGUAAUGCUAGAGCAAAUGUGA